CGGCGGUGGAGGCGGUUGUUUUUGUCGCUGCUCCUGGCGCUGGAGGCUCUCUCUCUUCGGGCGGAGGAUGCGGCGGCGCCUGGGGCUGCUUUCCCGGGGAGGGUGGGUGGUUCGGGCGGCCCAGACGGGGCUCAGCUGGGGGGUCACGGCGGUGCUCUUCCUCCACCCGACCGAUCUACGGAGGCAGCUAGUGGAGGGGGAACUACUUCAGCCGCUGGUGUUUGUCUCCUUGGUUUUCAUCUCGGUCUUGCUAUACUACAUGGUCUCCCUCAUGGAUCCUGGAUAUGUUGAGCACAACGAAGAUGAAAAGGAGUCGGUGAGCAAAGAACAGAAAAUAGUGAUAUCUCAGCAUGUUCCUGCUGUUCAGCUCCGACGCUGUGGAUAUUGCAUGCUGAAGCAGCCAAUGCGAGCCAAACACUGUCGGGAGUGCCAGCACUGUGUCCGACGCUAUGACCACCAUUGCCCCUGGAUCGAGAACUGCGUUGGGGAAAGGAACCACCCACUUUUCAUUGUCUAUUUGGCCGUUCAGCUCGGGGUUCUCUUGUGGGCUAUGGUGGUGGCUUGGUCUGGCCUCCAUUUUAAGCAGUUCUCAUGGGCAUGGCUCCAACACACCUUCUUCCUGCUCCUCUCCUUCCUGGUGAUUGUUGUGUGCACUGUAAUUGCGGUGCUGCUGCUGGGCUCCCACCUCUACCUAAUCUCAUGUAACACUACCACCUGGGAGUUCAUGUCCCGCCAUCGCAUCUCUUACCUGAGGAAGUGCGAGGUGGAGAACCCAUUCGAUCAAGGGCUCUUCCUCAACCUCUGGAGGUUCUUCUGCUCAUGCCAUCUGGUCGCGUGGGAAAAUCUAUACCCCCAGGAGGAAAGCAGUGGGGCCUAAAGGCUCAGACAGGGCAGACUGCAAAACAAAACACUGCAUUUUCUCCCAAGACAUCAGAGGAAGAAGGAAAGAAGGCUGUGCUUUUUUCACCAGUGGAUGAAGGUCUUUCCUACAAUCUGAGACCAGGUGAGCUCUUUUGAGGAAGAGCAAAUAUGGGACGUUGACUCUGGAGGGUGGCAUUUGCAGACUCUGCCACUCUGAGAAAUGGAAGGGAGUGUCCAGGUUUCUGUGGCAAAAAAGGUUAGUGUGCCACCUAGGCAGGCAAUGUUGCUGCUUGAAAGCCAUACCCUUGAAGUGACAGUAGCAAAUUUGGGAGCUUUCUCAAGGCAAGACUGACUUAUUUAUUACCAUUUUAAUGGUUGUGGAAACUUGUCUCCACACUUUUCACGUUGUGCCUUAAAAGCUGGCUGAAGGCUUAAGUUAAAAAAAAGCCUUUUAAAAAAAAUUUAAAAACCGAGACUGUUAUAUGUUUGUUAAUUUUUUUAAUAAAUUCAAUGUGUAAGUUAA
This is a messenger RNA of Sceloporus undulatus (fence lizard), 1384 nucleotides long. RefSeq names its product zinc finger DHHC-type palmitoyltransferase 12 (gene ZDHHC12). Bases 68 to 877 code for a protein of 269 amino acids. Gene Ontology annotation, biological process: protein targeting to membrane; peptidyl-L-cysteine S-palmitoylation. Gene Ontology annotation, molecular function: protein-cysteine S-palmitoyltransferase activity. The transcript has 5 exons. Lineage: Eukaryota; Metazoa; Chordata; Lepidosauria; Squamata; Phrynosomatidae. Gene Ontology annotation, cellular component: Golgi apparatus; endoplasmic reticulum. The record is from RefSeq and is a predicted model, not a curated record.